Molecule: messenger RNA, 255 nt
Organism: Dicrocoelium dendriticum
Lineage: Eukaryota; Metazoa; Platyhelminthes; Trematoda; Plagiorchiida; Dicrocoeliidae
Source: the annotation of a GenBank genome assembly
AUGCUUGGAUACCAAGAAUGCACUGAACGCGGCCCUGCAAAUGGUCGUAUGCGAUAUCAAAAUAGGCAAGCAUAUUUCGGUGACCCGUCAUCGAACGGUCCGCUACACCACGUCGUUCUAUGGGUGGAAGUGAAACCUAAGGCACUGGAUAGUCUUUUCGCGUGGACAUCCGUUACCCCGUUGAUUUGUCUGGUCAAUGACCGCUUCUCCAUGUUUGUCCACGGGUGCAAACAGCGGACACCUGGACACAUAUAA